Molecule: messenger RNA, 2845 nt
Organism: Trichobilharzia regenti
Lineage: Eukaryota; Metazoa; Platyhelminthes; Trematoda; Strigeidida; Schistosomatidae
Source: the annotation of a GenBank genome assembly
AUUCGCACAUAAUUUAACUAAGAUCACAUUGAAAUAAACUAUUAUUACAUAACUCAGUAUAGACAAAUAUUGCUCAAAUUCCUUAUAAUUUUGGAUAGGUAUCUAACUACUCAUAAGUAGACUAGAAAAACAUAUCGACGAAAAAGCAUUUACUGAUGCCAUCAACUAGACAUAAAGAGAGAUUAGAAAGGAUACAAAGCAAUGGAAUAAAUAAUAACACUACUACUUCUACUACUCAUAUUAUUAUUAAUAAUAAUACCACUAACAGUAAUAAUGAUAACUUUAACAAACCUCACCAUUUUCGAAAAGGCAUUCUCCGCCUACUCCAACAGAGUACAAUACAUGGAUUGACACAUAUCUCAACAUCAUCGAAUAAUAUUGUUCGAUUAAUAUGGUUAGCUUUAUGGUUAGCUGGCUUAGCAGGUUUCCUGAUUAAUCUAUCAUAUGUUGUAGCACAUUAUUUAUCACGACCAGUUUUGACCAGUUACCAUGAGGAUCAUGAAGAAUUUGUGUGGCCAGAUAUCACCUUCUGUAAUGCUAUGGCACCGUAUAAUUUAAAUACACAGGAAAGACAAACACUGUGGAGUGAAUAUGUCAAUCGGGCUAGAAAUCUUUCAACACUCAAUCAUAUACCGAAAGAUCUGUUUAGUAGUAUUGAUGAAGCCGAUGCUGAUGAAAUUUUCCUCCAAUCACUUGUACGCUCGAGUAUACCUCAUUGGAGAUUCAAUGUUGGCGAUGCAGAGGAUAUGUUUGGUUUUAUUGCUGAACAGAAUGGACAUCAAGGGAUAUAUCUGUCAGUAAGCAUGGAUGGGAUUUUAUCUGACAUGCCAAAACCAUGGGGAAAAUAUUUCUAUACACAAAUAUUGCAAAAACGUUAUAACAUACCAUGUCUUAAUUUUCAAAUUACUCGUUAUUUAAACAAAUCAAUAAUGAAUGGAAUAGAACAAGUUGCAUUUGGUAUAAAAUCUAAUUUCCAUAGUUACUUAAUUAUUAAUUCAUCAUAUUCAUCACAUACAAUUGAUGUAUACAUCACAUUACCAGAUCAUUUCCCGACAUCAGGAGUCAUUGAUUUAACCCCUGGUUAUAUUAAUCAUGUACAGUUACAAAUGGUACGUCUGAAACGCAUCCAAGAAAAUCAGAAAUGUCAUAAUAAAAAGUAUUCAUCAAUUAUAUUCGACGCUGACUUAACGACAAAACGUCUAGUUGAUGAUACUGGUGGAGAUUUAUGCCAUCGAUUAUUAUCACAAUAUUUAUAUUUCCAAGAAUGUCAUUGUUAUAGUCCAUUUCUGCCGUAUGGUUAUUUUCCUGAUUUAUUUAACAUAUCUUACAAUAAAAAUAAUAAUUACACUACUGGAUCAAUUUUACAACCAGUCCUGUGUUUAAAUAUGUCAGUAUUCAAUAAAUAUGAACUGGCGGAAAAUUCGAAUUGCAUGUAUCGUGUAUUUAAAAAGUACAGCAAUUCUAGUGUAUAUAUGAGUUUAAAAGAAGCUAAACAGUGUCAAUAUUAUGCGAGUUCACCAUACUGUGAUGAAGUAAAGUAUAAUCAAUUAGGCAUAGUACGUAAACCAAUCGGGGAAUUAUGGGGUAGUGCGUAUAAUGAAGCUAGAGGUAACUUUUUAUUGAGCACAUUUCGUGAUAUUGUAGCAUCUAGCCGUAAUAACAACGAUAAAGAGGAUUUCAGUGAAUACAACAAUGAAAUAUUUCACAAUGAAUCAAGACGUCAAGAAAUACUCAAUCAGUUACGUAAUAAUUUUGCCAUAAUAAUGAUAGAACGUGCUAGUCCGCAUGGGAGAUUGGUUCUUGAAGAAAAUGAAUACCCAUUAUCUCGAUUAUUAUCUGAUAUUGGUGGCAACAUGGGAUUAUGGAUUGGUAUAUCUGUGAUUGGUUUAUUUGAGUUUUUUGAACUUGUUGGCUUCAUCAUAUAUGCAUUAGUUAAUUAUUUUAAAAGUUUGUAUGAAAACAGAUUGACAAUAAAUUCAUUCAAAUCAUAAUGUUUUUAAGUUACUUUCAAUUCCUUCUUUUGUUUUUGAGAAAAGCCAGCCUUAUUAGAUUUAUCUUACAUUUUUACCACAACCAUGUCUUUGUUUAAACUGACUAGAGAACAUCGAACAGUGUUGUUCAAUGUCAUAUUUUAAGAGCGCAAUAUGAAAUUAUUCGUAUUCAAAAGUGAAAUUUAUGUGGAUUUUAGAUAACAAAGAAAAUGAAUAUCCAUAUAUACAUUCACGUAUAUACAGACUUAGUCGUGUUUGCAUAUCUAUGCAGGUAUUACAGGCAGAUCUUAUGUGUACAUUUUGAUUUUCAUGUAUAUUGAUGAAAUAACAACUGUUUCAGUGCAAUUACAUACUAGUGAUAAAAAAUCGAUUCUUGAGUAGUAAUUAGCUGCUCUGUUUAUUUAAUUUAAUUUUUUUAUUUAAUACAAAGGCGAUUUAUUUUAUUUUUAUUUGUUUAGUUUAUCCGUCAGAUGUUGUACAUAAAUGAACUUCCUUUAAAAAAAUAUAUAUACACAUUAUGAAAGAUUGUAAUUGUGUACGAUUCAAUUUUGAAUUUGGCCUACUAAUUUCAGUCUUGAUUACUCGUACUGAUUAUCAGUAAAUAACAUUUUACAUACUUUUUAACUGUAUUUACGUAUAGGCAUUAGUGUACCCGAGGGAAUUUCAACAUAUCAAAUCAUAGGGAAUUGUUUCUGUGAGGAAAAUAGGCUGUUAAUGUUUAUUAGGAUUGACGGUGGCUAGCAAGAGAAUUAAGUAUGUGUGAAUUUCGUCCUGUUUGGGACCGAUACAUUGGAUGUACCUUCAUUCUCAGUGAAGGAUAGAGUUUCCACUGAGACCCCAUGAUAACACUCUGU